GCUCACUCUGCACAGCACAGCUGCCUUUAUAACGAUAAAAACUAAACGUAAUCUUUGACCAUGAAGCUGUUACAUCCAUUUUAUCUUUUAAAAUUUGAAAUGUGAGUCAGCACAGUAAUAUUAAACACGAUGGGAGUGAGAGACAGAGAGAAGUAGUGCUCAGUGCAUCAUGGCAAGUCCCCCAGCAAAUACAGACUAUGACAGCAUAACUGGAGCAUGGGUUGACGAAAGGCACAUUUUGAGCCCAACCUUAAAAGAAGAGAUCAUUUGUGUCCAAACUGUGAGGUCAGGAGAGGGGACUGAGACAUGAAGCUUCUGCCUACCAUUCUACUUUUAAAAACGCUAGAGUGCUGAGCUGUUCUUUUCAUAUUUUAACUAGCGAGAUUUUCUGACGUAUUUUUGGCAAAUACCGUGAUUUAUUUCGAUGGGGUAGCAGUCGGCGGAAAUCGUACUGCAGGAGGAGGAAGCUGACAGCAUGUGGACUGAAGGCUGGGAAGCACACGCCGCACAGCAGCAUGACGAGAGGCUGAGCUCUACACGGCACAAGUUCAAUUCUUACACGACUCGUCAGAAAACAGCUCAGCCAUGUCGGGAGCGUUAGCACGGCUGCUCUUCUACCCCACGUUAGCCUACAAUGUUGUCAUGGAGAAGGUGUCCUCGAGACGGUGGUUUGACCGAGUGGAUGAAACUGUGAUCCUCGGAGCGCUGCCGUUCAGGUCCAUGACCAAACAGCUGGUGGAAACAGAAAAUGUUCGAGGGGUGAUCACCAUGAACGAAGAGUAUGAGACCAAAUAUUUCUGCAACUCAGCUCAGGAGUGGCAGGCUGCUGGUGUGGAGCAGCUCAGGCUGAGCACUGUGGACCUGACUGGUGUCCCCAGCAUGGAGAACCUCCACAGAGGCGUGGAGUUUGCACUGCAGCAUAAAGAGCAGGGAACCAGUGUGUACGUGCACUGCAAGGCUGGACGUUCCCGGAGCGCCACAUUAGCUGCCGCCUACCUCAUACGGUUACACUGCUGGACUCCAGAAGAGGCCUGUCAGAAGCUGGCAUCUGUUCGACCGCACAUCCUAGUACGCUCCGCUCAGCUGGAGAUGCUGAGGAAGUACUACCAGCAGAUGUGUGCACAGUCUAGCUGAGAGAGCGGGGCAGUGUGUUCCCGCUGGAGGUGGGAGACGGCGACUCAGAGCCUCCGUCAGAACAACCGUAACAGGAAAUGCAACUGUUGCCUUUUCAGCAAGUCCUCUUUGGCAUGUGUACAGCUACAGAACAGAAGAUGUUAUUUAUCUGUUUUUUUUACUCUUUAAUAUAAUUUUGUUGAAAGAAAUUUUCCUUUUUAUAAUUUGAUUUCCAGCCACGUUAUUCUGUUUUAACUAACAAACUAAGACAAAUCACUGCAGUGCGAUCAACCUUUUUUCUUAAAAAAGAAAACACUCCCGUCAGAGCCGGCUGAUGUCAGCUGGAGUUUAACCAACAAGAUGAGAACACUGUAGUGAAUAAUUCAGUAAUGAAGGUGUUUCUGUGUAGACUGGAAAAUAUUUGCUUUAUAUUUUUCUGCAGUGCCUCAUAAUGUAGAAAAAUGACCAUAAAUAAAUAUUUAUGACAUAAAGAGUAAUGGUGCUUCUUUGUUUUCAGUACUUUGGUCUUAUUGGCAAGCACA
Molecule: messenger RNA, 1655 nt
Organism: Oreochromis niloticus (Nile tilapia)
Lineage: Eukaryota; Metazoa; Chordata; Actinopteri; Cichliformes; Cichlidae
Gene: ptpmt1
Product: protein tyrosine phosphatase mitochondrial 1
Exons: 5
Coding region: 586-1134 (182 amino acids)
Biological process (GO): protein dephosphorylation
Molecular function (GO): phosphoprotein phosphatase activity; phosphatidylinositol-4,5-bisphosphate 5-phosphatase activity; phosphatidylglycerophosphatase activity
Source: RefSeq, a predicted model, not a curated record